Stylophora pistillata is the source of this 3131-nucleotide messenger RNA. RefSeq lists its product as uncharacterized. Gene Ontology annotation, molecular function: calcium ion binding. NCBI's taxonomy places the organism in Eukaryota, Metazoa, Cnidaria, Anthozoa, Scleractinia, Pocilloporidae. The record is from RefSeq and is a predicted model, not a curated record.
GCAUUUGAAUAUUACGUUGGUGUGUUUGUAGCAAGCACAUCAACAUCUUCAAAAUUUUAUAAUUUUUUCUUUUGAAGGGAACGGUUCCAGAAGAGCAUUAUCGAGUUUAGAUUGAUUUAUCACAAAGCGGUGUUUACGUUGUAUUCUUUGAUCCAUUUUUAAGGUUAGCAACCAUUGUUUACUUUCUCGCAAUUUACUCACACACUCUGCAGGUAACAGCGUUCUUCACAAAGCUGUUUUACCAACGUACAAAGCCGUCUGUAAGAGUCCAGCUAUAUUUUGCCGUUUCGCGUUUUCUCGACGAGUUCAACCGUAGAAGCCGUGAAAAAGUCCGUCAGAAGUUUUCCCUUGCUGCAGAUAAGUAUCUUUGACAAAGAAAUCUAUACUAUAGCCUUUGAAAGGCGUAGUAUAAGGAAUCACCUGCAUUAGAAUUGUAUUGGAACUGGAUCAACUCAAGGUUAUGGUGAAUACUUAAGCCUUGUGGAGAUGAAAUUUCAUGUAUGGUUCAUGACAGCAUUCCUCCAUUUGGUUUUUUCAUUAGAUCGUUGCCGGAUCCUUAAGUUCAGUAACAUUUAUUCUGACAGUGUCUUCAACAAAAACAUCACCAAUAACUUAACUGUAGACAGAGACGAUCAGUGUCAAAUUCAUUGUUAUUUACGGUCUGACUGCAAAUCCUACAACCUCGGUCCACUGUUUGAACAUGGCAAACGAGUGUGCCAGCUGAGCAGCUCUCUCCACAUAUUUCAUGCGAAUCAUCUUGUGUUCCGCCCAGGUUUUACCUAUCAUCCUUCAACGGAUUUUUGCGAACCUCAGUGCCCGGAAGAAAAGAUUUGUUUCGUUGAUGAAGCAGGUCACUCCUGUUUUUGUUCGAAUCCUGGAUUCCAAGGGGAAAGAUGCGAUGAAGACGUAGAUGAAUGCUCACAGGGACAACACAACUGUCAUGUGAGUGCCACAUGUCAAAACACCAUUGGUAGUUUCACCUGCAUUUGUCCUCCAGACAAGGUGUCAGAUGGGACAACGUGCCACGGCUUUCCUUUUCAUUGGACAUUCAAUGGUCCGGACCAAUUGCUCACUUUGAAAGGAGCAGCGAGAUUUACAGAGCAAGAUGGUCGAACUGUGCUGUUCCUUGACGGCACAGCGGGCACAUUUGCUGAGACACCAGCGUUACCUUUCCGGCAGACUGACUUCACUAUUGCCGCCUGGAUCAAACGACCUCCGUCUCCAUCCAGUCGCCAAAUGAUUUACGGUGAUUGGUCAAGCCCUCAUCAGUUCCGGUUUGACAUAAUGACGGAUAACCGAUUAUGUGUUGAUGUGAGGCGUGAUUCUUCUGUUGAACCAGGUCUUGUCAACUUCUGCACCCCUUUUAGUAAAACUGUCCCUGCAGAUGUAUGGAGUCACAUUGCAUUCACGUGGAGUCGCGUUCAGCGCACUGGUAGCCUCUACAUCAACGGAGUGUCUUUGAGGAACAAGACUGCCAAUAUCUCCGUUGAAACAAGUUUGGAUCUUAAGAAUUCCGGGCAUACAGUUUACGACGUUGGCUUGAAGAGAGACAGUGGAAAUACCAUUGUCGCGUUCCUCAGCGACCUCAUGGUGUUUAACCGCGUUCUCUCGAUUAAUGAAAUUGUGAAUGAACUGUUCAGUAGUCAUCCACUCCACAGUUUUACCUACUCGAUUUAAAAAAUGAAGACACCUAAGAAAAAUGGGACCCAGUGGCUUGAUGGAAAAUAUUCGCACAGUCAUGUAAUCAGUGCUUUAAUUUCCCAAUUUUCAUGAAAAAAAAAACCUUCGUUUAUAAUAAUUACUUUCUUUUAGGAAAGCGUGGAUGGUUUCAAUAAUUCAAACUCGUUCCCAGGGUCUCUCAUCUUUCCACCCUCUCUCUCGCUCCAGGAGGCGGGAAGAUGAGAGACCCUGGGAACUAGGUUGUCAAUUAUUUACCACGGGCAAUUAUCAUCAGUACCUGUGUGCCCCUAAAGCCGUUCAGUGGGUGUCAUUGUUCAUUGCUAAUACUUUUUAGGUGUCGACGUUUUUUGCGAUCGAGUGUAUACAAGUAAUUUUACAAUAUAACAUGCGUGGUUUGCUUUAAUGCCAAGAGAUAAACAGUUGAUAUUCUUUUGUUUAACGCGUAUUAAGAUAAUUUAGAUCGAUCGAUCAAAAUCUCUUUACCUAUGGCAUGAAAGGGCAUACCAAACCGGUGUUAAAUCUGUAAGUGCAAUUUCGAAACGAAUUUUCUACCACUACAUGAAUUUCGGCAGAUAAUGUAUGAAAUUAAAUCACUGUUUCUCAACCGCAUGUGAUUCUCCAUGUCGGUGAUGCAGUCAGUGAUAACUGAGUAUCGUUAUCCUAUUUGGGUCUUAUAGCUCAUAAUAUCACGGCUAAAUUGACCAAUCAGAUUACAACGCUUCAACUGACUGUGAUGAUGACUUCCGCUCCUGUUGUCAAUGACUUCUUCCGACAACAUUCCUUCUCAAGACCAUCCUCAACCGGAGGAUCAGACUACACGAUCCCGGAUGUUCCACCAGGUUCAAACCAUUUUAUUGGUUGACUUGGUAUCGUUACUAAAAUAAUUUUGGAAACUGCAUAGCUGGUUUACACAUAGAUUGUAGAUGAACGAUUAGAGUUUUGUUGCUAUCAGCUAUGAUUUAUCAAAUAUCUUGACUACUUGUUUUCAGUAUUAGAAGUAAAUUUCAGUAUUGACUAAACGAACAGCGACGCAAAGUUCCAUUUCGCCAUUGGUUGUGGGCGCUGUUCUUACUUCUUCCUUCGUCUCUUCCAUUAUCUUUAAAGUGAAGAUAAGUUGCAGAAAGGAAACGUAUGAAGAGAGAAGUUCGAUAGCAAACUGACAAUCUAGUCCUCAGUUGUUCGGUCACGGUAAAACAGAGCAUUAGACGACGCGUACGUAGUCUGGGGGCCUGAGGUUUGACUCCUCUCAAGGGGGACAAAUGUUUUUUUUUCCUUCAAUUUCUUACGAAAAUGUAAAAAAUUUUUAUUUACUUUGGCGACAGAGCUUACAACUUGCCAAAUGUUUUAAUCGGCUGAUUAAUAAAAGGGAAAUUUUUCAGGGAAAUCGUUCAUCAAUCUUCUUGGUCAAGUACAGCAGUGUGUAUAGUGCUGAAAUCUUUUGAGGAAGUGUA